AUGAACGACCCUGGCCUCGACCAACCGAUUGACGAACUCGACGGACAGGUCAAUGAUACAUACGAGAAAGAUAGUCCCAAUGACAUUGACGAAGAGGAAGAGGAGCAAUCCUACCUGAUUCCCGCGCGAUGGUGGUACGCGUCUACGGCUUGUCCGCUCGCUGCGGGCACGUUCGGGCCUAUGGCCAACGCGUUCAGCAUAUGCGCACUCGUCGAGAACUGGAGAGUUCGGAUUCCACCUGGCGGCACUGAGGAGCACGGCAUCGACGUCGUGGAUCCACAAUGGCUCAUCGCAGUGAAUGCCGUCUCACUGGUGUGUGCUCUGAUCGCAAACCUCUCCCUACUGCUGAAUAUGGCACGCCGCAUACCAUUCUCUGUCGCCCAGCCCAUCACAAUUCUUGGAUUCUGGAUUGCCUCGCUUCUUUUGAUCGCACUCAUCUCGGUCGCAAGUUCCGGACUGUUCGAGCUACCCGGAGACGCCGACCAUGCGCUCACACAGGCAUACUACUACGCCAUAUUUGCUGCAGGUAUCUACCAGAUCGUCUCGUAUCUGAUGUGUGUCACAGUCUAUGGUGCCUGGAAGGGACACUACAGCAAGGAGUUCAAAUUAACCGUUGCGCAGCGGACCCUUAUGCUGCAGACCAUUUCCUUCCUUGUCUAUCAGAACGUCUGGGCCCUUGCAUACUCCCAUAUCGAGGGAUGGAAGUUUCUCGAUGCUGUAUACUGGGCCGACUUCACCUCGCUCACCGUUGGUAUCGGUGGUUCAUACACUCCCAAGACCCAUCUUGGCAGAUCACUUCUUUUCAUUUUCGCAUUAGGUGGCAUUGUCAUCCUUGGUCUCGUGAUUGGAUCUAUCCGCUCGCUGGUUCUCGAUAGAGGCAAACGUAAAAUGGAGGCUCGAAUGACCGAGAAGACACGUCAGAGACUCGUCCGCCGCAUAGCCGCAGCAAUGGAGCAGCGCAGUCAUCGGACACUUACCCACAGAAUCCCCAAGAGAAUGAAACGAGCCCUGACAUUGCAGCCUGGAGAUGGAACAAUGGCCGAGCUGGAUCGUCGACACUAUGAAUUCGAGGCUAUGAGGAAGGUUCAAGAGGUUGCUUCUACACGCCGAAAGUAUACGGCUCUCUCCGUCUCAACGUUCGCUUUUGCGUUCUUGUGGACCAUGGGAGCUUUUGUAUUCUAUAAAGCGGAGAAGAAUCAACAGUGGUCAUAUUUUGAGUCGCUCUAUUUCUCGUAUACAACACUACUGACAAUCGGCUACGGCGACUUCGAGCCAAUGAGCAACAGUGGAAAGCCAUUUUUCGUCUUCUGGUCCCUCCUAGCCGUUCCUACCUUGACCAUUCUGAUUUCCAAUAUGGGCGACACCGUGGUGCAGUGGGUCAAGGACGUUACAAUUUGGCUGGGAGAGGUUACAGUGCUGCCAAGCGACGAGUCUAGCAUGCUCGAUCGUCUCCGAUAUGGUAUAUACAGGUCGAUUUUCGGCAAACAAGCCGCUCGAAAAAAGAGAGACCAGAAGCAAUCCACCAAAGCAAGGGAUUCUGAUUCGGAGGAUGGCCCGUAUCUGGAAGAGCCACCGGGGCGCAUCCUCGGGCGUGGGGUGUUCCGUAGACGGAAGAAGGCCAACAAGGACGCUAACGAACGGCUUGCCCAGGAUUUUGAGAAGUCGGAAGCAGUGGACGAAGAGGCGGCAAGGGAACACGGCGAUAAGAUUGCCGAAGAUGAACACCAUUAUCGGCGACUUCUGCUCUCAGAGAUUCGCAAGGUGUACAACGACUCUGCAGCAUCUCAGCCAAAGCACUACAGCUAUGCGGAGUGGUCAUAUUAUAUCAAGCUCCUGGGCCAAGAUGAAGGAGACAGUAAAUAUCACCGCCAGCCACAUGCAGCUGAUGACUUGCCUGGCUCCCACUCAAAUCAUCACGACCAGAAUACAGGUGAACCUGACAACAACCAAAGGGGUGAAAUGCAGGGACAGAGUCUGAGCAACAGCUCCCAGGCUGCAUCUCCACAAGGUGCUUCCAUGCGAUGGUCCUGGAUCGGCCAAAGAUCUCCACUCAUGGGUGAUAAGGAUGAGCCCAACUGGCUCCUGGAGAAGAUGUUUCAAAAGCUCGAGGAGAGCUUGCAGAAACGAUGGACCGGAGAGCCGAGACAGGAUGAGCACUCAUCAGCGCCGCAAGGCUCUGCGCCGCAAAGUCCUGCUCGUGGUCCGCCCCUGGAUCGAGAGUCUUCUCGGAGCGGAGCGGAUGCCGAUCAAUCAUCGAAAGACCGGAAAACACUAUGA
This is a messenger RNA of Cyphellophora europaea CBS 101466, 2277 nucleotides long. RefSeq lists its product as uncharacterized. Gene Ontology annotation, biological process: potassium ion transmembrane transport; stabilization of membrane potential. The transcript has 4 exons. Gene Ontology annotation, cellular component: membrane. The coding region runs from base 1 to 2277 and encodes 758 amino acids. The record is from RefSeq and is a predicted model, not a curated record. Gene Ontology annotation, molecular function: potassium ion leak channel activity. NCBI's taxonomy places the organism in Eukaryota, Fungi, Ascomycota, Eurotiomycetes, Chaetothyriales, Cyphellophoraceae.